AUGACAAGAAAAAAAACACACACACACAAUGGCGAAAAUACAUCCGAAUUUAUCGAUCGGUAUAGUAGUGUUAGUAGCUCUUGUAGUUCGUUAGAAAGAGAAACUUUUACUAUUUGGAUGAAAUCGCUCGUUUUCCAUGGAAAUGGUUGCACCGUCUAUAACUCGGGGGGUGAAGUCGUUUUUCGUGUCGAUAAUUAUCAAGAAAGGUGCAGAAGUGAAGUCUUUCUCAUGGAUUCGAGUGGCAAAGUUUUGUUCUCCAUAAAGAGAAAGAAGCUAGGAAUAUUUGGAUGUUGGGAAGGUAUAAAAUGGAGUAACAAUUCAAAGGGUAUUAAAAACAAGGGGAGGCCAUGUUUUCAAGUAAGAAGAAAUCGACGAAUAUUUAGCAGAGAUAUAUUAUCUUGCAGAGUUAACCUUAAAUUCGACGAAAACAUGGGAAGUUACUAUCGAAUCAUAGGAUUAGAAGGAAAAUCGACGCUCAAGAUUAUCGACUUUUCCGGCCAGCUUCUUGCCGAGGCUGUAAGAAAACAAUCAUUAGGAGUGGCAUUGGGAGAAGAUGUACUGAAAUUAACGGUUGAACCACAGGUUGACCAAUCUCUUAUUAUGGCUCUUGUUACAGUUUAUGGCUCCAUCAAUAAUAAGCUCUAAUUAAAAACGUGUUGAAAAGCAAAACAACACGUUUUUUUUUUCUUUUUUGCUAUGAGAGGGCAAAAAGGGAAAUUAGUGGGAUGCUGAUAAAUUUUGGUGCAAGUGCUUCAUUAAUUUGAUGUGGCUCAAAAAUGUAAAUAAUUUUGUAGGUGAAUUAAAUUUGAAUCAUGUUUCUAUUUCAUGAAGAAAUUAAUUAGUUUUAUUU
Messenger RNA from Erythranthe guttata (spotted monkey flower), 850 nucleotides. Its product is annotated as protein LURP-one-related 11. Lineage: Eukaryota; Viridiplantae; Streptophyta; Magnoliopsida; Lamiales; Phrymaceae. The record is from RefSeq and is a predicted model, not a curated record.